AUGGGGAUCGCCACGGAAGGAGACCCCAGAGAGAGGGAGAACCGCCGAGGCUCUCCGGACGAGAUGGAGAUGAAGGUGGCCAGGUUCUCCCGGGGGAAGGCUGCUAACCUGGGGGAUUUGCGCGACAAGAAACUGAAACAGCAGCUCGCUGGAAAGGAGAAGCUGAUUGGAGUGUCCGCCAAAGCUGCCGCGCAGGCUGAAAAGUGGCUAUUGCCUAGCGUUGGGGGCUAUCUAGAGCCUGAAGGUCUCGAAAAGACAUACAGAUUUGAGCAGUGGUCGAUUCUGCCAAAGGUGGACAUUUGGAGUUCAAGAAAAUCAUUUGACAUGAUCUUACCUGUGCUUGGUCCUUAUACUCUAGAAUACACACCAAAUGGGCGCUACAUGAUAGUAGGUGGGCGAAAAGGUCAUAUUGCAUUUAUGGAUAUGUUGAAUAUGGAACUCAUCAAUGAAUUUGAGGUGAAGGAAACUGUGCGCGACGUGGCAUUUUUACAGAACGAGCAACUCUUUGCAGUCGCCCAGAAAAAGUAUCCCUACAUAUAUAAUCGUCAUGGCACAGAAAUUCACUGUCUAAAGGAACAUGGCGAAUCGCUGAAGCUUCAGUUUCUGGAUAAACACUUACUCUUGGCAUCGAUAAACAGCUUCGGGCAGCUCCACUACCAAGAUAUGAGCACUGGUGAGAUGGUUGCAAACUACAGCACAGGUCUUGGACGUACGGACGUGAUGCGGGUAAAUCCCUACAAUGCCGUCAUUGGCCUUGGGCAUGCUCGUGGGAAACUCACAAUGUGGAAGCCAACCAGUGCGAAACCCCUUGUCACAAUGUUGUGCCAUAAGGGUCCUCUGACUGCAGUCGCAUUUGACAAGGGUGGUCACCUUAUGGCAACUGCAGGUGCUGAUCACCGGAACCGGAAGAUUAAUAUUUGGGAUCUCAGGAAGUUUGAGGUUGUGCAUUCAUACGCCGCACGUGCUCAGUCCCUGGAUUUCAGCCAGAAGGGGUUGUUGGCGAGCAGCAACGGAUCUCUAGUGGAGAUAUACAGGGAUUGCGGGGGCCAGGACUAUAAAAUCUAUAUGAAGCACAGAAUGGUAAAGGGAUAUCAGGUGGGCAAGGUUUUGUUCCGCCCUUACGAGGACAUCUGUGGGAUCGGGCACUCCAUGGGCUUCUCCUCCAUGCUCGUUCCUGGAUCAGGCGAGCCAAACUUCGAUACCUUUGUUGACAACCCCAUGGAGACCGGGAAGCAAAGGCGGGAGAAGGAGGUGCGGUCCCUCCUUGACAAGCUCCAACCAGAGACCAUCAUGCUUGAUCCGAAUGUGAUAGCCACUCUAAGACAACUGAAGAAGAAAGAGAAGAAGACUAAGAAAGAGAUCAAGGACGAGAUUGAAGGUGCCGUCGAGGCCGCCAAGAACAUUAGGGUCAAGAAGAAGACCAAGGGUAGGAGUAAGCCGAGCAGGCGGGCCAAGAAGAAGGAGGAGGAGGUUCUCAGAGCCAAGAGGCCUUUGUUGGAUCAACACAAGGAAGCCAGUGGGCACCCUGACAAGAAACUGCGGAUUGGCAAUGACACCGAGCUGCCGAAAGCAUUGCAGCGGUUUGCCAAGAACAGGCAAUCGUGA
Triticum turgidum subsp. durum (durum wheat) is the source of this 1605-nucleotide messenger RNA. The record is from the annotation of a GenBank genome assembly. Lineage: Eukaryota; Viridiplantae; Streptophyta; Magnoliopsida; Poales; Poaceae.